GUUAUUUGUUUAUUCAAGGGGAACAUAGGUCCUAUCAUCUGUUAAUUAAAUUUCUGCACUCUUUGUUCUAAUCCUCUUCAGUUUCUGGAAUAAUUUUUUCCUCUAAUCUUUUUUGUUUAGGUCUCUGAGUUCUGGCGUUGAUGUUCUUUUUUGAUAUAUCUUAGCUUCUUUAAUCAUAUUACUGUUUUCAUUUUAUAGUGUGAAGAAGUAUGCCGCCUUGGAUUGAUGAGGCGCUAUCGGCUUAAACCACACAUAUAUAGUCUUUUCUAUAUGGCUCAUACAAAGGGAACUCCUGUUGCGGCUCCCACUUUUUUUGCUGAUCCACGAGAUUCUCACUUGAUGGCAGUUGAAAAUUCCUUUCUGCUGGGACCGCUUUUAAUUUGUGCCAGCACUGUACCUGAGCAAUGUUCACAUGAACUGUCACAUGUGCUGCCAAAUGGAAUCUGGUUGCGCUUUGAUUUUGGUGAUGCACAUCCAGAUUUGCCAACUUUCUAUCUGCAAGGUGGUUCAAUUAUCCCUACAGGUCCUCCUCUUCAUCAUGUCGGCGAGGCAAAACCAACUGAUGAGAUAUCACUCAUUAUUGCUUUAGACAAAGAUG
Messenger RNA from Elaeis guineensis (African oil palm), 598 nucleotides. The record is from RefSeq and is a predicted model, not a curated record. NCBI's taxonomy places the organism in Eukaryota, Viridiplantae, Streptophyta, Magnoliopsida, Arecales, Arecaceae.